Aspergillus glaucus CBS 516.65 is the source of this 1461-nucleotide messenger RNA. RefSeq names its product putative MFS transporter. The transcript has 6 exons. Bases 1 to 1461 code for a protein of 486 amino acids. Gene Ontology annotation, molecular function: transmembrane transporter activity. The record is from RefSeq and is a predicted model, not a curated record. NCBI's taxonomy places the organism in Eukaryota, Fungi, Ascomycota, Eurotiomycetes, Eurotiales, Aspergillaceae. Gene Ontology annotation, biological process: transmembrane transport.
AUGAGAAAACAAGACGAGCCCUAUACAGCCCAGGUUACUCCCGAUCCGGAAGCCCAACCGGCGGGAGCUGCGGGCGCUGCGGGCGCACCAGAGAAAGCCCUCGAUCCCGAAGCUUCAGACCAAUACAACCUCCCAAUCUGGCGCAAAUACAUCAUCCUCUUCGUGGUAAGCUGGAUGACCCUCGCCAUAACAUUCUCCUCAACCUCUUUCCUCCCUGCAACCCCAGAAAUCGCCUCCGAAUUCAACACAACAACCGAGAUCCUCAAUGCGACAAACGCAGGCGUGCUGCUCGCAAUGGGCUUCUCGUCGCUGAUCUGGGGACCCUUGGGUAACAUCUUUGGACGCAAAUAUGCGUAUAAUGUUGCGAUUUUUGUGCUCACGGGGUGUUCGGCGGGUGCGGCAGCGGCAAUUAAUAUGCGUAUGUUUACGACGAUGAGGGUUUUGGCUGGGUUGACGGGGACGUCGUUUAUGGUUUCGGGGCAGACGAUUUUGGCGGAUAUUUUUGAACCUGUUGUUCGAGGAACGGCUGUUGGUUUCUUUAUGGUUGGGAGUGUAGCUGGUCCUGCUAUUGGCCCCUGCAUUGGAGGAAUAAUCGUAACCUUUACCAGCUGGCGAAUCAUCUUCUGGGUGCAAACAGCCAUGGCAGGCUUCGGCCUGGUCCUCUCCCUCCUCUUCAUCUCAGGUGUUCAAGACCCUCCCACCAUGAUCGCGAAGAAGAAAGCAGGCGCGAAAGUUGGCGCCCUCGACAUGGUGGCCAUGUUUAAUCCACUACGGAUUAUUCGUCAGAUGGUGUAUCCGAAUGUUUUUCUUGCCGAUUUAACAUGCGGCUUCCUCGCAACCUUCCAAUACGCCCUCCUAACCUCUGCCCGCGCCCUCUUCAACCCCCGCUUCAACCUAACAACAGCCCUAGUAAGUGGCCUCUUCUACCUAGCCCCAGGCUCCGGCUUCCUCCUCGGCUCCGUAAUAGGCGGCAAACUCUCCGACCGCACAGUCCGCAAGUGGAUAGCCCGCCGCAACGGGGUGCGUCUGCCCCAGGACCGGCUUAAUUCGGGAUUGUUGACGCUGUUGGGCGUGUUGCCUGUGUCUGCGCUGAUCUUUGGUUGGACAUUGCAGGAGGAGGCGGGGGGGAUGGUGGUGCCGAUUAUUAGUGCGUUUUUUGGUGGGUUUGGGCUUACGGGGAGUUUUAAUGGGUUAAAUACGUAUAAUGCUGCAGAGGCGAUCCCCGCAAAACGCUCAGAGGUUAUUGCAGGAAAGUAUAUUGUGCAGUAUAUCUUUGCGGCGGCGAGUACGGCGGCUGUGCAGCCGUUGUUGGAUGCUAUUGGGGCGGGGUGGACGUUUACUAUCUGUGUGGUCCUCUCUCUCAUCGGUGGGCUUUUGGUGUGGACGAUUACGAAAUGGGGCUUUGAUAUGCAGCAGUGGGCGGAGAGGAAGUUUGAGUUGGAUAAGAAGCCUGGUUUUUAG